Molecule: messenger RNA, 3779 nt
Organism: Gavia stellata (red-throated loon)
Lineage: Eukaryota; Metazoa; Chordata; Aves; Gaviiformes; Gaviidae
Gene: VCL
Product: vinculin
Exons: 21
Coding region: 94-3294 (1066 amino acids)
Biological process (GO): cell adhesion
Cellular component (GO): actin cytoskeleton
Molecular function (GO): actin filament binding; structural molecule activity
Source: RefSeq, a predicted model, not a curated record
GCCGCUUUCUCUGUGGGGCGCCAGCCCGCAGGGACAGAGUUUGCUAGGAGUUUGUGCGGACUUCGGGCCCCGGUCCCCCGCCCCGCCGCCGCCAUGCCCGUCUUCCAUACGCGCACCAUCGAGAGCAUCCUGGAGCCGGUGGCCCAGCAGAUCUCCCACCUGGUCAUCAUGCAUGAGGAGGGGGAGGUGGACGGCAAGGCCAUUCCGGACCUCACCGCCCCCGUGUCGGCCGUGCAGGCCGCUGUCAGCAACCUGGUGCGGGUUGGAAAAGAGACUGUGCAGACAACGGAAGACCAGAUCUUGAAAAGGGAUAUGCCACCAGCAUUUAUCAAAGUGGAGAAUGCCUGCACCAAACUUGUUCGGGCAGCCCAGAUGCUGCAAGCAGAUCCUUAUUCAGUACCAGCUCGUGACUAUCUGAUUGAUGGAUCAAGAGGCAUCCUUUCUGGAACGUCAGACUUACUUCUGACAUUUGAUGAAGCGGAGGUCCGUAAAAUCAUCCGUGUCUGCAAAGGAAUAUUGGAAUAUCUGACUGUGGCGGAAGUAGUAGAGACUAUGGAGGAUUUGGUGACAUACACAAAGAAUCUAGGGCCAGGAAUGACGAAGAUGGCUAAAAUGAUUGAUGAGAGACAACAGGAACUAACUCAUCAGGAACAUAGGGUUAUGCUGGUAAACUCCAUGAAUACCGUGAAGGAGCUAUUGCCAGUACUUAUUUCAGCUAUGAAGAUUUUCGUAACCACGAAAAAUUCGAAAAGCCAGGGAAUAGAAGAGGCAUUGAAAAAUCGCAAUUUCACAGUAGAGAAAAUGAGUGCUGAGAUAAAUGAAAUAAUCCGUGUAUUACAACUCACUUCCUGGGAUGAAGAUGCCUGGGCGAGCAAGGACACUGAAGCCAUGAAAAGAGCUUUAGCCUUAAUAGAUUCAAAGAUGAACCAGGCAAAAGGUUGGCUGAGAGAUCCAAAUGCACCUCCAGGGGAUGCUGGUGAGCAAGCAAUAAGGCAGAUCCUCGAUGAAGCUGGAAAAGCAGGAGAACUGUGUGCAGGCAAAGAACGCAGGGAGAUUCUGGGAACAUGCAAAACGCUGGGCCAGAUGACUGAUCAACUGGCUGACCUCAGAGCUAGAGGACAGGGUGCUACACCCAUGGCUAUGCAGAAAGCGCAGCAGGUGUCACAAGGACUGGAUUUGCUCACUGCAAAAGUGGAAAAUGCAGCCCGCAAAUUGGAGGCCAUGACAAACUCUAAGCAGGCAAUUGCUAAGAAGAUUGAUGCUGCUCAGAAUUGGCUUGCAGAUCCUAACGGGGGCAGUGAAGGAGAAGAACAUAUUCGGGGAAUUAUGGCUGAAGCAAGGAAAGUUGCAGAAUUAUGUGAGGAGCCUAAAGAAAGAGAUGAUAUCCUUCGUUCCUUGGGGGAAAUCUCUGCUUUGACAGCUAAGCUGUCGGAUCUGCGACGACAUGGGAAAGGUGACUCUCCUGAGGCCCGUGCGUUGGCUAAGCAAAUAGCUACAUCACUUCAGAAUUUACAGUCCAAAACAAACAGGGCUGUAGCAAAUACUAGGCCAGUUAAAGCAGCUGUCCAUUUGGAAGGCAAGAUUGAGCAAGCUCAAAGAUGGAUAGACAAUCCUACCGUUGCCGAUCGGGGAGUAGGCCAGGCAGCAAUUCGGGGUCUGGUUGCAGAAGGUCGUCGUUUAGCUAAUGUCAUGAUGGGACCUUAUCGUCAAGACCUGCUUGCCAAAUGUGACCGUGUAGACCAGCUGGCUGCUCAGCUAGCUGACCUUGCAGCAAGAGGGGAGGGAGAAUCUCCUCAGGCCAGGGCAAUUGCUGCUCAGCUUCAGGACUCACUGAAGGAUCUUAAAACACGGAUGCAAGAGGCAAUGACCCAAGAGGUUUCUGAUGUUUUUAGUGACACUACAACUCCUAUUAAAUUGUUAGCAGUAGCAGCCACUGCUCCUUCUGAUGCUCCCAAUAGAGAUGAGGUGUUUGACGAAAGAGCAGCAAACUUUGAAAACCAUGCUGCUAGGCUGGGGGCUACAGCAGAAAAAGCAGCUGCAGUUGGAACUGCAAAUAAAACUACUGUGGAGGGCAUUCAAGCAACAGUGAAAUCAGCAAGGGAGCUUACCCCACAGGUAGUAUCAGCUGCUCGUAUCCUCCUGAGAAAUCCUGGAAAUCAAGCUGCUUAUGAACAUUUUGAGACCAUGAAAAAUCAAUGGAUUGAUAAUGUAGAAAAAAUGACAGGGUUGGUGGAUGAAGCAAUUGAUACUAAAUCUCUGUUGGAUGCAUCAGAAGAGGCUAUUAAGAAAGAUCUUGACAAAUGUAAAGUUGCGAUGGCCAAUAUUCAACCUCAGAUGCUGGUAGCUGGUGCCACCAGCAUUGCUAGACGAGCAAACCGCAUCCUACUGGUAGCAAAACGGGAGGUUGAAAAUUCAGAAGACCCUAAAUUCCGUGAGGCUGUUAAAGCAGCCUCUGAUGAGCUAAGCAAAACUAUAUCGCCAAUGGUAAUGGAUGCUAAAGCUGUAGCAGGAAACAUUUCUGAUCCUGGUUUGCAGAAGAGUUUCUUGGAUUCUGGAUACAGAAUUCUGGGAGCUGUGGCCAAAGUCAGGGAAGCCUUCCAGCCUCAGGAACCAGAUUUUCCCCCUCCUCCUCCUGACCUUGAGCAGCUUCAUCUGACUGAUGAGCUUGCUCCUCCAAAACCACCACUUCCAGAAGGUGAGGUUCCCCCGCCCAGACCACCACCCCCUGAAGAAAAGGAUGAAGAGUUCCCAGAGCAGAAAGCAGGAGAAGCUAUUAAUCAGCCCAUGAUGAUGGCUGCUAGGCAGUUGCAUGAUGAAGCCCGGAAAUGGUCUAGCAAGGGUAAUGACAUCAUUGCUGCUGCUAAACGAAUGGCGCUGCUAAUGGCAGAGAUGUCACGCCUGGUGAGAGGAGGUAGUGGAAACAAGCGUGCCCUUAUUCAGUGUGCAAAGGAUAUUGCUAAGGCAUCAGAUGAAGUCACUCGAUUAGCCAAAGAGGUAGCAAAGCAGUGCACUGACAAGCGCAUUAGAACAAACCUCUUGCAGGUCUGUGAGCGAAUCCCAACCAUCAGUACACAACUCAAAAUUCUUUCCACUGUCAAAGCUACCAUGCUAGGCAGAACUAAUAUCAGCGAUGAAGAGUCGGAACAGGCAACUGAGAUGUUGGUUCAUAAUGCCCAGAAUCUCAUGCAGUCUGUGAAGGAAACUGUGAGAGAAGCUGAAGCAGCAUCCAUUAAGAUAAGAACAGAUGCUGGAUUCACUCUUCGCUGGGUCAGAAAGACCCCAUGGUAUCAGUAAACACUUGUCACAUAAGUAUUGUUUUCUGUAACAUAAAAUGCCUUUUUUUGGAAUCAGAAGAGAUAUGUUAACAGCAAAAGGUGCUGUAUACAUGAGCUUCAGAUUAGCUUAUGCUAAUGCCCCAUUCUAAGGGUAUGAAUUAUAAAAGAAUGCAUUUCAAAUGUCUUUGGGACGCAUUUGAUAUCGAACACCUCAGAAUUGCUUCCAACAGUAGACAGUUCUUACCUUUUAUUUUGCUUUUGAAGAUUGUCUUCAUGAAUUCUGUACUCCCAGAAGCACAUUUCAUUUAUGCACUGUAUAUUCCAGUAGUUUCCAUGUGACAAUAUAAAACAUGGACCUCACUUUAAGUUUGUGUUGAGAGUCUAGGACACUAUUGGUUACUUGGCAGUUUUUUAGGGACAAUCACUGAUAUAGGAACAUUCAACUUAGCAACAGGAUUUUAGCUGGCUGUUCUUAAACCAUGUGGAAAUGAUAGAAGGUGUGGG